CAAUGUUGUGUAAUUGUCAUUUAUUUACACCUGCUGGGAAAGAAACACAUCGUCGUGGUGCUUCUCCACAUCGACGACCAAUUAUUCCAACGUUUCUUUCUUUUCUCCGGUUACGGAAAGUGUUAUGGCUUGUAUAAGGAACACAUUGGGAUUGCUAAGAACAAAUAACUCUGCGAUUGUCCGUACAAUUACAAUGUCCGCUCAACGUCGUGCCCAAGAAGCUGUGGAUAAGCUGAAAGAAAAGAAUCCCUACUAUGAAAAAUAUGCCGACAAAAUUGCAAAGCUUCAACAAACCUCUCCGGAUGAGUUUUUGCAGCGAGUGGACAAGGUUGUGAAUCCCAUUAAAGAGGGAAAGUCACAGAAUAGAACCUAUUCAGAAUUGUUGAAUCCCAAACCCAAAAAGGAGCCAGCAGCUGAAAUUCCUUAUAAGAAAUUGGAGGAUAUUAUGAAAAUAGAUUUGAUUGCUGACAAAUCAGCUGAUGACAUUAAACACAUUUGGUUUGAAUACCACAAAACCAAAGAUGUUUUGGCAGCCACUCUAACUGUUGAACAGUUUGAUUCUUUAAUGAAACGUGCCAAGGAGCAUCCCAUAUUUUUGUUGCCCCUACCACGCAGUGAAGGUUUUGAAUUUAUUAUGCUACAGUUUGCUAGCAAUGCAGUCCAUUUCACACCACUUCUGGCCUAUCAAGUUCAUGCUGAAAACGCCCCCGAGUGUCUAACACUUGUCCACUACACCGAAAUGCGUGAUAAGGGUAUCAUUUUAAUGCGCGGUGAAUAUGACACCAAUGUUUUGAAUGGUCAAGAAGCCCAGUGCUUGGCCAAUGAAUUGCAAAUGUUCUAUUGCAAAGAUGAUCCAGCUAAACAACAACUUUUGGAAACAUUUACCAAGAAGCCAGAUGAAUUCAAACAUAUGGAUUUAAUAAAAGAAGUUGAAAAUAUUCAUCUUGUUUAAAAUAAGAUGCUGAACUCCAAUAAUAUAGUUAAAUUUGUUAAAUGACAAUUUAAAAGGA
Molecule: messenger RNA, 1010 nt
Organism: Musca domestica (house fly)
Lineage: Eukaryota; Metazoa; Arthropoda; Insecta; Diptera; Muscidae
Product: ATP synthase mitochondrial F1 complex assembly factor 1
Exons: 3
Coding region: 125-952 (275 amino acids)
Biological process (GO): mitochondrial proton-transporting ATP synthase complex assembly
Cellular component (GO): mitochondrion
Source: RefSeq, a predicted model, not a curated record